UAAUCAGAGAGUUGCCGUCGCGCCGCCUCCCAAUCUCUCCGGCGAACAUCUCCCUCCCAACGAACUCGAGAUGGCUGAAGCUCAGGCUAUAGUACCCGAGUCAGUUUUGAAGAAGCAGAAGAGGAAUGAAGAAUGGGCUUUGGCCAAAAAACAGGAUCUUGUGGCCGCUAAGAAGAAGAAUGCUGCCAACAGGAAGCUCAUUUACAACCGAGCUAAGCUGUAUGCCAAGGAAUACCAGGAUCAGCAAACUGAGCUCAUCAAAUUGAAGCGUGAGGCUAGGUUGAAAGGAGGAUUUUACGUCAACCCUGAGGCUAAGUUGCUCUUCAUUGUCCGCAUUCGAGGUAUCAAUGCUAUGCACCCAAGGACAAAGAAGAUACUGCAGCUUCUUCGUCUGAGACAGAUAUUCAAUGGUGUCUUCUUGAAGGUUAACAAGGCAACUCUUAACAUGCUGCACUUGGUUGAGCCUUAUGUGGCUUAUGGGUACCCCAAUUUGAAGAGUGUUAAGGAAUUGAUUUACAAGAGAGGUUACGGCAAGUUGGACAAGCAAAGGAUUGCAUUAACCGACAACUCAAUCAUCGAACAGGCUCUGGGCAAGCACGGAAUAAUCUGCAUCGAAGACCUUGUUCAUGAGAUCAUGACUGUUGGACCUCACUUUAAGGAAGCCAACAAUUUCCUUUGGCCAUUCAAACUCAAGGCACCCCUUGGUGGUCUGGAGAAAAAGAGAAACCACUAUGUAGAAGGUGGAGAUGCUGGUAACCGAGAAGAUUACAUCAAUGAACUGAUCAGGAGGAUGAAUUAGUUUAGUUUGUUGUUAGUAAUCAAUUACAUGAUAUAAUUUAUUUUGUAUUUUUGAUAAUUUUAAAGGCCUUAAACGUUUUUGCCUUCUCCUUCUCGGAUCAAGUACUUUUAAGUGAUAUUGUUAGUAUAAUUUAAUUAUUCAGAUAUGGGCGAUUUUUCUUUCAGGUUUGGUUUCAUAUUAAGGAAAAAAAUAUGUCCUAAUUUAGUGGAGUCAACUUUUGGCAUUUUCAGCAAAAGAAUAAAAGGGG
This is a messenger RNA of Oldenlandia corymbosa var. corymbosa, 1046 nucleotides long. Lineage: Eukaryota; Viridiplantae; Streptophyta; Magnoliopsida; Gentianales; Rubiaceae. The record is from the annotation of a GenBank genome assembly.